Neospora caninum is the source of this 1929-nucleotide messenger RNA. RefSeq lists its product as hypothetical. Lineage: Eukaryota; Apicomplexa; Conoidasida; Eucoccidiorida; Sarcocystidae. The transcript has a single exon. Bases 1 to 1929 code for a protein of 642 amino acids. The record is from RefSeq and is a predicted model, not a curated record.
AUGGCGAAGGACAAGCGUGGGACGAGUGCGAAGAAGACGACUUCUGAGUCUUCGGGCGCUCCUCUCUCUUCCGGAUUUGCCUCUGUCAUCCUUCCUUCCUCGCUGCUCCACGAGGCGCUCGCUGCCGAGGCGUAUCCGUUCGGUGUAGUGGUGACCACCAGCCCUGUAUCCUCUGGUGGUUCGCCCUCGCUUCCGGUGGUUCUUCUGCCUCCUGCGUCUCCCCUCUCCUCCGACGCAAAAAAUGCGCUCGUGAAGACCGACUUCUUCUCCUUCCAUCGCUCUCUCGCCUCCUCGGCCGCAGCGUCUCCCUCGGAUCUGCUGAGCAGGCGACUGCCGAGACAGGCCAACUUAGCUCUUCAGCACUUGCCUGGCGGCUGCUCGAUUCGCGGCCUCUGGCUGCGCGUCCCGCCGGAUCAACUCGAAGAAAUCAGUCGGAACUUCCCUUCGACCUUUUCCCUCCCUGCGCUCGCCGCUGCCUUUUCUUCGCUCCCCGGACCCGCAUUCAUGGUGGUCUUGCUUCUGCCUGUCGGAAACGAAGGCGACCGGCCAAGCCAGGACUCGGCGUCUUGCGUCUCUGCGCCGCCUCGCUGUCUCGUCUUCUCUGCCGCUGGAAACGCCCUCCCAGCGUCGCCUGUUUCUGUCCCCGUGACGCUCUCGCUCGCGGCCCCCAGCCCUCUGAGAGCCUACGUCUCUGUGCUGCCUCUCCGAGUGGAAGUCUCUUUUUCGCCGAGUGAACUCUCGGCGGCAGCGUCUCUCAAACCCGAAAACGUCGCAGGCUUCUUGGCGUCGGAGCUGAGUCUCGCCCUCGAGGAGUGUUUCGACGGCCCGCUGCUGUACGUCGAAGCGCCGGUCGGACACAGGGGCGACGCCUGUUCGGAGGCCGCCACGGGGACCGGAUCAGCUGUGGUGAUCUCGGACAAACACGCCUCGCUGCCACCGUCCUCGUGCCGCCUCGCCUACCUCCAGCCUUUGCUGUCCUCGCGCGCGCCUCUCCGAUUCGCUCUCUCUGCUUCCUCGUGCAGUCGUCUUCCUUCCCUGGCCGUUGCCUCGGCUCUGCACAGCCCUCCGGAGGAGGUGCGUGCGCGUGCACACGACACCACGCAAAUCGUGGCGAUCGACGGGAACUUUGUGGCGGCCGCCUUAGAGCCGCUCUCUUCUCCCUCGCCGUCUCUCGCUUCGUCGGCUUCUCUCGCGUCGUCUUCGCUCGCUGGCGUGUGCAGUGCACUUCGCACCGAUCUGGCCGUUUCCCUUUCUCGGCGACUCGUUCAAUCGCUCUCAGACGCCGCCGGGGCAAGUGACGAGACGGGCGGAACGGGCGGCGCAGACCUGCACGCCUUGGCGCCCCGCGCUUUUGCUCGCCGCCAGUUCUUUUGGAAGGACGUCUCGAACCGGGUUCUCCUGGGAAACGGCCUUUCGGCGACGGAGACAGGGGACCCGACGACGGCGAGCGAAACCGGACGGCGCGUCGACGUGCCUUUGCUGCUGUCGGAUGUCAACUCGCCCGCCGCUGAGGGCGAGGAAGAGGACGACCUCGAGGUCGCCCGAGACACUUUCGGCUUUCUCCUGGGCGUACCGAACCCUGUGCUGGAACGGGAACUGGCGGACGGCGUCUUCCCCCCUUCUCUCGUUUCCGCGACUCAGGGUUUCGACGGCGUCCACGGCCGCGGAGCGGGACGGGCGAACAACGUGAAUUCUCGGAGCGCCAAAGAACUCUGUCACCGGGACGAGUUCUGGGCAACACUUGAAGCCAAAAUGGGCGGGAAAGCAGACAAGGGCCGAGGGAAAAGUGCGUCAAAAGGCGGGGGUGAAUGUACCAAAACCGCGACGUUCCUGACUGCCGUGCUUGGCGCGGUUGUUGUCUUUGUGGCUGCUGCUCUCCUCUUUUUCCCCAAACUGGCGGCGCAGAAACGCGCGCAAGAGGAUCUGUAG